Messenger RNA from Octodon degus (degu), 3314 nucleotides. RefSeq names its product mannosidase alpha class 1B member 1 (gene Man1b1). The record is from RefSeq and is a predicted model, not a curated record. Gene Ontology annotation, biological process: N-glycan processing; carbohydrate metabolic process. Gene Ontology annotation, molecular function: calcium ion binding; mannosyl-oligosaccharide 1,2-alpha-mannosidase activity. The transcript is spliced from 13 exons. Bases 134 to 2125 code for a protein of 663 amino acids. Gene Ontology annotation, cellular component: membrane; endoplasmic reticulum. Lineage: Eukaryota; Metazoa; Chordata; Mammalia; Rodentia; Octodontidae.
GGCAGGGCGCGCGCGCGGUGCGGGGCCAUGGGCGGGGUGUGGGCCCGGCAGCGAUGGCCGUCCCCUGCGCGCUUCGGGCUCGGGCUUCCUGAGGCCGCAAGCGAGCGCGCUCUCGAAGGCCGGCAGCGUCGCCAUGUACCCCCCGCCGCCGCCGGCGCCUCACCGGGACUUCAUCUCGGUGACGCUGAGCCUAGGCGAGAGCUACGACAACAGCAAGAGCCGGCGGCGGCGCUCGUGUUGGAGGAAAUGGAAGCAGCUGUCGAGAUUACAGCGGAACGUGAUUCUCUUCCUGUUGGCCUUUCUGGUUCUGUGUGCAUUCCUGUACUACACCCACUUGACCAACCGGUGGAAAGCUUUAGGUGGAAGCCCCACAGAAGGGGAGAGGCUGAGGGUGGAAAUGCCUGGACCGAAACCUGCAAACCCGCCCGUCUUACCAGCUCCUCGGAAGGCAGACGCCAGCCCAGAGGGCAUGGUCACGAUGUUGCUUCAGAAAUCUCGGAAGCAUAUCCGGCGGGGACCGCCCCGUCUGCAAAUCAGGGCCCCUGAUGUAGACUCCAAGGACAAGACACAGGAUGAGGAUAAGGAGCAGGUGGCUGCCCCGCGGGACACUCACCAGGAAGAGACUCCACAGCGGACAGUCAUCAGCUGGCGGGGAGCAGUGAUCGAGCCGGAGCAGGGCACUGAGCACCCUUCCAGACGAGCAGCCGCCCCCUCCAUGCCCUCCGUGCCCGCAGCCAGGAUGCAGAAGGACCUUGGCCCCCCAAAUGCGCGCCAGAAAGGGGUGAUCGAGGCCUUCCUCCACGCAUGGAAAGGAUACCGCAAAUUCUCUUGGGGGCAUGACGAGCUGAAGCCCGUAUCCAGGUCCUUCAGCGAGUGGUUUGGCCUGGGCCUCACCUUGAUCGAUGCCCUGGAUACCAUGUGGAUCCUGGGUCUGAGGAAAGAAUUUGAAGAAGCCAGGAAGUGGGUGUCAGCGAAGCUCAACUUUGAGAAAGACGUGGAUGUCAACCUGUUUGAGAGCACCAUCCGCAUUCUGGGGGGCCUGCUGAGCACCUACCACCUGUCGGGGGACAGCCUGUUCCUGAGAAAAGCUGAAGACUUCGGAAACCGGCUGAUGCCUGCUUUCUCCACGCCCUCCAAGAUCCCGUACUCUGACGUGAACAUUGGCACUGGGGUUGCACACCCUCCCCGGUGGACUUCAGACAGCACAGUGGCUGAGGUGACGAGCAUUCAGCUGGAGUUCCGGGAGCUCUCGCGCCUCACCGGGGUUAAGAAGUUCCAGGAGGCCGUGGAGAACGUGACGAGGCACAUCCACUCGCUGUCUGGGAAGAAGGACGGGCUUGUGCCCAUGUUCAUCAACACGCACAGCGGCCUCUUCACCCACCUGGGCGUGUUCACCCUGGGCGCCAGGGCCGACAGCUACUACGAGUACCUGCUGAAGCAGUGGAUCCAGGGUGGGAAGACAGACACACAGCUGCUGGACGACUACCUCGCAGCCAUCCAGGGCAUCAGAGCACACCUGCUGCGCCGCUCCGAGCCCAGGAAGCUCGCUUUUGUUGGGGAGCUUGCGCACGGCCGCUUCAGCGCCAAGAUGGACCAUCUGGUGUGCUUCCUGCCAGGGACGCUGGCCCUGGGUGUCCACCACGGCCUGCCCACUGAGCACAUGGAGCUGGCCCUGGCGCUCAUGGAGACCUGCUACCAGAUGAACCACCAGAUGGAGACGGGGCUGAGCCCUGAGAUCGCCCACUUCAACACCGUCUCCCAGCCCAACCUGAAGGACGUGAUAGUCAAGCCAGCUGACAGGCACAACCUGCUGCGCCCCGAGACCGUAGAGAGCCUGUUCUACCUGUACCGUGUCACGGGGGACCGCAAGUACCAGGACUGGGGCUGGGAGAUCCUGCAGAGCUUCAACAAGUACACGCGGGUCCGCUCGGGUGGCUAUUCUUCUAUCAACAAUGUCCAGAGCACCCACAAGCCGGAGCCCAGAGACAAAAUGGAGAGCUUCUUCCUGGGGGAGACCCUGAAGUACCUCUACCUGCUGUUUUCCGAUGAUCGAGACUUGCUCAGCCUGGAUCGCUAUGUGUUCAACACCGAGGCCCACCCCCUGCCCAUCUGGAGCCCUGCCUAGGGGUGGCUCCUGGCCUGCGCCUGCGAGGAGGGAAGCAGCUGCCUUCCAGGGCCUCCGGUGUUUUCAGAGGCCCUGUAUGGUGGCGGCAGCAGCUGCUGCGUGUCCCUGUGUUCCUGGCCAUUGUCUCUGCCUGGGUCAGCAGGCACCAGGUUCAGGGUGACCAGUCCACGGGAGCCUCUGGCUUCAUCCUCGACAACACUCGAAUCCUCAGUCCCGACACCCGUACAUCGUCUGUCACCUGUUGCUGGGAGCCAUGUGCUGGGCCCUGGGCUGCUUCAGCCUCAUGCGCUCUGUGAGGAGCCAAGUGGCAGUCUGUGGGGCAGCCGAGCCUCUGCCGAGUGAGCAAGCGCAGGGUGUUCUGCCUGGAGGGUCAGGCCGCCGCGGCCUGCUGUGCUGUUUACAUGUUGGACUCAGGGAUCCUCUUGGCUACUCUGCAGGGCCCAGGCUGCCAGCUGGGGUGAAACUUCCCUGCUGGGUAAGGGCAGCACACUGCUGUGAGUGUGCCUGGGAAGUGAGGGCUCAGUGCAGGCGGGAAGAGGCCUGUGGAGUCCCUGGGCCCGCAGCUCUCAGGGCUGCUUCCUACUGCGGAGGAGGCCCCUCGCCCUGGGCAGCACCCGCCUGGAGUGGGGUCUUUGUGCCUUCGUGUGGUCCUCCUCUUCCUGGGUAUCACGUCUGGGGCAGCACUGCCCCCACCUCCAGGCUGGGGCGCCCCCCCCCCCAGCAUACCCUAGUCCCACGUGACCCAAGAAGCCUGUGAGUGGGGAGGUCCCUCUCCCUAGAAAGCCAGAGCGUAGGCCACACAGGGCCGGGCCUGGACAGGGCUGCUGUGUGACAGGCCCCUCCAGGCAGGUUCCAAGGUGGGCGGGGCAGGACCUGUCCUCCAGCUACCUACAGCUUGGUGUCUUGGUGGCAGCCCGGUUACUCCCGGGACAGCAGGUGCCCCCAGGCUUCUUGGAGACUCCAGGAAGCACUGGCCCUUCCCGCACAGAGUGGCUAUGCCGAGCCCUCCUGGGCCAGGCUGCAGGUGGGCAGCCAAGGACCCAUGUUCCUCUGGUGGUCCGCCUCUCCCACCCGCGUGCUGUGAGGGCAGGGCGGGCUGAGGCUGGGGGCUAGCUGGAGCACUCCUGCUGCGCAGGGCGCCAGUGCUCAGCACGGGGUGGCCGCGGUGCCCCUGUGCACGGCACUGUCA